Messenger RNA from Microplitis mediator, 949 nucleotides. Its product is annotated as probable 18S rRNA (guanine-N(7))-methyltransferase. NCBI's taxonomy places the organism in Eukaryota, Metazoa, Arthropoda, Insecta, Hymenoptera, Braconidae. Gene Ontology annotation, biological process: rRNA (guanine-N7)-methylation. The coding region runs from base 119 to 949 and encodes 276 amino acids. The transcript has 4 exons. Gene Ontology annotation, cellular component: nucleolus. The record is from RefSeq and is a predicted model, not a curated record. Gene Ontology annotation, molecular function: rRNA (guanine) methyltransferase activity.
UACUUGUUUUAUUUUUGUGAUCUAUAAACAUUAACCUGAAAUAAACACGUGUGUGCUGUAUUAUUGUUUUAAAUCUAAAUUGUUAUCAAUUUUUUGUUUGAUAAAAUAAUAAACAAAUAUGGCAAGAAGACCUGAGCACUUGGCACCUCCAGAAGUGUUUUACAAUGAAUCUGAAGCAAGAAAAUACACGUCCAACUCACGAAUGAUGGAAAUUCAAGAAAAAAUGACUGAAAGAGCUCUUGAGUUGCUCAUGUUACCCGAAGAUGAAACUUGUUAUCUUCUAGACAUUGGUUGUGGCUCAGGACUGAGUGGUUCUGUUUUAACAGACAACGGCCAUGAAUGGGUUGGUGUUGAUAUAUCAUCAGCAAUGUUAGAUGUUGCCAGAGAACGUGAAGUAGAAGGUGAUUUAAUUUUGAAUGACAUUGGACAAGGAUUGCCUUUCAAAGCUGGUACUUUUGACGGCGCUAUCAGUAUAUCUGCGCUCCAGUGGCUCUGUAAUGCUGACAAAAAGUCUCAUAAUCCUGUCAAGAGGCUCCUCAAAUUCUUCACAUCGCUCUUUGCAUGUUUGUCACGAUCAGCAAGAGCAGUCUUUCAAUUUUAUCCCGAAAACAGCCAUCAAGUUGAGCUGGUGACGACACAGGCAACCAAAGCCGGUUUUUUUGGUGGUGUCGUUGUCGAUUAUCCCAACAGUACCAAAGCUAAAAAAUUCUUUCUCGUUCUUAUGACCGGAGGCAACAUGCCCAUGCCAAAGGCUCUUGGUGACGAGUCAGAGUCAGCACAUGCUGGUAAACACGUUUCCAAACGUGAAACUAUUAGGGGAAAAUCUGUUAAAGGAUCAGGCAACUGGAUUUUAGAGAAAAAAGAACGGAGACGAAGGCAGGGUAAAGAGACGCGUGAAGAUACCAAGUACACUGGAAGAAGACGUAGUGGAUUUAAUUGGAGAAAGUAA